Molecule: messenger RNA, 1386 nt
Organism: Lachancea nothofagi CBS 11611
Lineage: Eukaryota; Fungi; Ascomycota; Saccharomycetes; Saccharomycetales; Saccharomycetaceae
Source: the annotation of a GenBank genome assembly
AUGGCUAGGAUCGGCUAUGUUGCACCUUAUUUUAUGCCGCUGAUGUGCUCAAGCAAACCAUGGAUCAAGAUCAUUCUUUUUGUGAAUGUACUGGGACUUUUCGGGCUUGCAUAUGGCCUUGCUCAUCAACUGUUGAUUUCUCAAUAUGACGACCAGUCUAUGUUCAAGCCCAACGGACAAGACUAUUUCCGAGCAUCCCUGCUUGGCUUCUUUUCGCCAUUUGCGCUAUACUUCCUGCGAGACUUUUUGCUCAUGUUAAGCCCUCGAGCCAUUUUGAUCAACCUUUUUGUGGACUUCCCAUUUAACGACUGGUUUUGUCUAUUGAUCAUUUUCUGCCUAGCGUAUCCCCAACUGCAGGCUGCCCGUAUUACGGGCACAAUAGAUGAAACAAUCUGGCAUAUAAUACCAAAGCAAUCUGCGGUUUUUGGGAUAUCAUGGUCACUAUGCGAGUUACUGAUAUGUCUAGUUCAGAACUUGCACAGGUACGAAGAGGUUCCGUCUCCUGAAUCUGCUAAGCGCAACAUGGAAACACAGGUGCUCCAAGAAGAGCAAGGAUUGGUAAGAAAUAAUAUUACACUAUCUAAAUGCAUCGACGUUAAACGGAAAGCGUCCCUCAUUUCCGAGAACGUAUACUCCCAUGAGGACCCACCGCAUUCACAAAUGACCACUUCAAAUCCAGAUGAGGAAUCGACAGACACUGUUUUUGUAAGCUUCAACGACAGCUCUAUCUCGCUGUUAAGAGACUCGGAGCAAGGUAACACAGGCUCCCGCCCUCGGUCCCGUGAUAGACAUCCCGGCCUCUUUAACGGUAGUGUCAUAUACUUUCCAGAAAUCGUGUCGAAACGCGUUUUUAUCAAAGAGUUGCUGGUGUUCAACUUGCUGGUAAUUGACAGCAUCCUGUUAUUGGUUGGAAACGCUUUCAUCAUCUCGAUGUAUUUCAUCUACGUUCCAGGCCAUGAUUGGCUGUUUUCACCCGCAGUUAGGUAUUUUGGGUCUCGCACCUUCGGAUUUUUCAUUCUAAGAGCAAUCCUGCCGCUUUCAACGCUCAGCUUCGUGAUGAGCGUGUUCCUAUUUGUAUGGAAUGACACUGGCACUGAUUCCUCAGAUUCCCUCCACAAAGCCAACUCUGAUUUACAUAUCCACUCUUCGCAGCCGCAGAGUCUGCAAUAUAUUUCCUCCGAUCAGCUUUUCGUCAUGAACUCGAUCUACACGCAAGAUUUGCUGACGACGGAUGACGAUAACGAAAUUCUAAUUCUGCGUGUUUUCCGCAAAAUUAUGUCCUUCUGGCGUUCAGUUUCAAACCAUCGCAGCUUUCCCAUUGUUGGGCUCACAAUAUGGUCAACUAUCAUGUUCUCACUUGGCACUUUUGGUGCCAUUCAGCAAUAA